This is a messenger RNA of Meloidogyne enterolobii, 590 nucleotides long. NCBI's taxonomy places the organism in Eukaryota, Metazoa, Nematoda, Chromadorea, Rhabditida, Meloidogynidae. The record is from the annotation of a GenBank genome assembly.
CAUUUAUGGAUAAUAUUAGUUUGGAGUCUGUUUAUGAAGCAGUAAAUGCUCUAAAUGGCCCUGAUCCAUCACGUAAUGGAGCGGCAAUAAAAUGGUUGGAGCAAUUUCAAAAAUCGAUUGAUGCUUGGACGAUUGCAGACAGAAUAUUAAAUGAAGCCCGAUCUUCUGAUGCUUGUCUUUUUGCAGCGCAAACAUUAAGAAAUAAGUUGCUUUACCAAAUGCAUGAAUUGCCUUCUGAUUCUUAUGUCGCUUUAAGGGAUUCCCUUUUCAAUAUCGAAACUAAACUCGGUCGGAAUGUUUCUUCUAUUCUUGUUCAGAUUUGUGCUGCACUAUCAGAUUUAUACAUUCAGGUGGUAGAAUGGAGAGGGUUUAUUCCACAAUUGAUUGCUUUGUUUGGAGUUCAAGGAAAUACUCGGAAUCAACAAAUUUUUUUAAAUUUCUUCAGAAUUUUUCCUGAAGAGUUGUACAAUAGAAGAUUAAAAAUUGGGGAGAAUCGAAGACAUGAAGUUGAAUUAGAAAUGGCUGCAGAAACUGUUCAAGUGCUUAAUAUUUUGGUUAAUUUUUUAUUUAAAUUUUAUUAUAAAUAUUAA